Molecule: messenger RNA, 2668 nt
Organism: Condylostylus longicornis
Lineage: Eukaryota; Metazoa; Arthropoda; Insecta; Diptera; Dolichopodidae
Gene: Ubqn
Product: ubiquilin-4
Exons: 3
Coding region: 155-1714 (519 amino acids)
Biological process (GO): ubiquitin-dependent protein catabolic process
Cellular component (GO): cytosol
Molecular function (GO): polyubiquitin modification-dependent protein binding
Source: RefSeq, a predicted model, not a curated record
AAUUGCUGCAAGGCUACAAUUAGAUUAGUCAAUAAUCUUGCUUGCUUGUCGUAUUUUGGGAAAUCAUCAUCAUUUUAAUUAAAUAAUAAUUGUUAAUUUUAUAUUUUUGUGAAGUUUUUUAAUUAUUGUGAAAGAUAAAUAAAUAUCAACAAAAAUGGCAGAAGGUCAGAAGAAAAUUACGUUAAACGUAAAAACGCCAAAGGAAAAGAAAACAGUUGAAGUUGACGAAGAUGCCGAAAUUAAAGAUUUUAAAGCAAUCAUCGCAGAAAAAUUUGAAUCUGAACCCGAGCAACUGGUACUAAUUUUUGCCGGGAAAAUAAUGAAAGAUUCAGAUACUUUAAAAACACACAACAUUAAAGAUGGUUUGACCGUACAUUUAGUAAUAAAAGCACCAACGCGUCCAAGUGAUGAACAACCAAGACCGCAAGCUGAUAUAAGGCAGACGCCGUUUGGAUUGAACCAAUUAGGUGGUUUAGCUGGUUUAGAAGCCUUAGGUGCCGGUUCAUCAACAUUCAUGGAUUUACAAGCACGUAUGCAAAGUGAGUUAUUAAAUAAUGGGGAUAUGUUACGUACAAUAUUAGAUAAUCCAUUGGUACAGCAAUUGAUGAAUAAUCCAGAAACCAUGCGUACUUUGAUGACAUCAAAUCCACAAAUGCAAGAAUUAAUGGAACGUAAUCCUGAAAUAUCACAUAUGAUUAAUAAUCAGGAAUUACUACGUCAAACUAUGGAAUUAGCACGUAACCCUUCAAUGUUACAAGAGCUAAUGCGUUCACAUGAUCGUGCCAUGUCUAAUUUAGAAAGUGUUCCUGGUGGCUAUAACGCAUUACAAAGAAUUUAUCGUGAUAUUCAAGAGCCAAUGCUAAAUGCAGCAACUGACUCAAUAUCUCGCAAUCCAUAUUCUAGUUUGUCAAGUGAAUCAGGAAGUAGCGCUAAUCCUCAGCAGGGCACAGAAAAUCGUGCUCCGUUACCAAAUCCGUGGAGUUCUGGUGGUGGCGGUAGUGGUCCAGGUAAUCAACCAACACCAGGUGUUAUGAAUACACCACCAAUGCAAAGUUUGUUACAACAAAUGAGUGAAAAUCCAACAUUAAUGCAAAAUUUAUUAAAUGCUCCAUACACAAGAUCAAUGAUGGAAGCAAUGGCAUCAGAUCCUAACUUGGCAAAUCAAUUAUUGAGCACAAGUCCAAUAUUGGCUAAUAAUCCAGCAUUGCAAGAGCAAAUGAGUACAAUGAUGCCGCAAUUUUUACAACAAAUGCAAAAUCCGGAUGUUCAAUCAAUGUUUACUAAUCCUCAAGCUUUAAAUGCUAUAUUACAAAUUCAGCAAGGUAUGGAACAAUUACGCGCCGCUGCACCUGGUUUAGUUGGCAGUUUGGGUAUACCACCGGCACCACCAACAACAGCAGCAUCCUCAACUACAACAACAUCAUCAAAUACAACAACAACUACCACAACAGCUGGUAGUGGCGGUGCUGCAGUUGGAACUGGUAAUGCACAAAUAUUUAAUGAAUUUAUGGCUAGAAUGAUGAAUGGUAUGGCAAAUGGUGCAAGUAAUACAAAUGUACCACCCGAAGAGCGUUAUUCUUCACAAUUAGAGCAAUUAUCAGCUAUGGGUUUUGUUAAUAGGGAAGCUAAUCUCCAAGCUCUUAUUGCAACUUUUGGGGAUAUUAAUGCAGCGGUUGAACGAUUACUUGCUCUUAAUCAGCUAUCCUUAAGCUAACUAGCAUAAUAGAUAUUAAUAUAUACAUUAUUAAACUUAAAUGUAUCUUCAAGAAAAUUAAAAACAACUAUAAAUAAGGAAGAAAUGCUGAAAAAAAGGAAAAAUUAAUUACAAACCUAAUAAAAACAUUUUUUUUCUGGGGACAUUGGAAGACAUAUUAUUUUAAAUAAAUUACAUUAAAUUGCAAAUAAUAAGAGCUUGUAGGUAAUCCAUUAGUGUAUAUGUAUAUGAUCUAUCUAGGUGUAUACAUAUCCAUUCACAUUCAUUAAGGUAAUUGAAUAAAAAAAAAACUUAAAAAAAAAAUAAAAAUGUUUAUUCGUAUGUUUGAAAUUAUUAAAAUUUAUCUAUAUUUAAAAAGGAAAUAUUGGUUUGAAUCAGAAUUAAACUUAUUACAGAUAUAAAAAAAAUGCUUUGAAAAAAAUUUUCAAACUAUAUCCAUAUUUAAAAGCAAAAUUAAAGAUAAUUAAUAUAAAAUAAAGAUGUACCCUUUUACUUUAUAAAAGGAAAUAAUCUAAUCAAAUGAGAACAUUCAAUUGGAAAUAUUGAAUCCUUUCAUUUAAAAUAAAUAAAAAUAUAAAUACAUACAUAUGCAAAAAUUGUAAAAAAUAAAAUAAAUAUUUUCAGAAAUAUAUACAUACAUAAAAAUUAACGUGAGCAAAUUUGGUAGUGUUACAUGAUAGUUUUCUUUCUUUGUUUUCAAUUUUUCAUUUUGAAAAGUUAUAAUAUUCUUAAAUUUUAUAUUAUAUUUUACAUAUAAAAUAAAUACUUAAUACAUUUCCUCUUUUCCCCUUUUCCAUCCCAUUUUCAUUUAUUGCAUAAUAAUAAUUAUACAGUUUUUUAAUUGUAAAUAUAGUAUUUGAAAACAAAAUGUAAUCAUUACAAGAAAUACAAAAAAAUGUUGCAAGUAAAAGGGAGUAACAUAAAAAAGUAAAUAAAAGAAUAUGUUUUAAUUGA